AUGGAGCACGACAAGAAGGACAGCUGCAGCCUCCUCGCCCUCUGCCUCCCGCAGUUCCAGCCGGGCCCGAAGGCAGUCACGUCCGAAAAGCAGACGGGCAUCAUCAAAGAUCAACCCAUCCGCUCUGCCCAGGAUGCCGCUUCCGAGUUCAUCGACAUCCUUCGCACCGCCGAAAAGGGAGGCAAAGACUUCGAGCACCGUCUCAGAAACAUCGUCACGGUCAACUCCUGGACCGAAGAGCUCGCCAAGUACAUCCUUUCCGGCGUCGAAGGCCUGGUCCGCCACCGCGACACCAUCGGCCAAGUCGUGAGGGAGACUGUGGACAAGUCGACCGAGGCCGCUGACAGCGUAUUCGAGUUUGCCAAGGAGCAUCCUGUCUUUGUUACCAUUAUCGCCAUUGGCGUGUUGGUUAUCGUUGCCCCCUGGGUGGUUGAGGCCCUUGGCUUCGGCGAACUUGGACCCAUUGCUGAUACCUUUGCCUCCUGGUGGCAGGCGCGAUAUGCCGGAUGCGUUCCCAAGCGAUCUCUCUUCUCUUUCCUCCAGCGGCUGGGAAUGACUUGGAAAUGA
This is a messenger RNA of Colletotrichum fioriniae, 567 nucleotides long. RefSeq lists its product as uncharacterized. The record is from RefSeq and is a predicted model, not a curated record. Lineage: Eukaryota; Fungi; Ascomycota; Sordariomycetes; Glomerellales; Glomerellaceae. Gene Ontology annotation, cellular component: membrane.